AUGGCCUUUUACCAACAAACCGCGCCGGCCCAGCUGCCACAGAACCCGUACGGCAUUCCCUCCACAACCAUCGAGCCGACCGAGGGCUACCUCCGGCUGCUGCGCUCCAUGGCCCACCGCAGAGACGUCCUUGUCAAGAACGGCUUCGUCGUCAAGCCGCUCUCCGAGGCCGACAUUGACGACAAGAGACGUUGCAGCAGGUGUAACAUGCGCUGCUCCAACAAGAGGAACAAGUCCAAGCCCAAUGCCAACGACGCCAAGAAGGGAAGCUCCAACAAGCUCCCUGUCGGCUCCGGGCCCGCGUCUCGGCCCCGAUUCAACCUGGCCUCCGCCGUCCUCACACACUCUGAUGGCGAAGAGGAGCCCGAGAAGCCCCCGAAGCCGGUCCUCAAGUGCCAAUACCACACGGGCUGCGCCGUCCGCAUGUACUACACCUGCUGCCGCGCCCACAUUUCUGCUCCGGGCUGCACCUGGGCCCCGGAGCACCAAACCCGGUCCUACGACCCCGGCGACCUCAUCACCCGCUACCAGCACCACCACACCACGGCCCGUCCCCUUCUCGGCCUGUUUCCUUCCACCUCCCCCUCCUCGCCGCCGUCCCCCACGCCACGCCCCGCCGUCGCCAUCGACUGCGAGAUGGGCACCGCCUACGACGGCGAGUCGGAGCUCAUCCGCGUCACCCUCGUCGACUACUUCUCCUCCGAGAUCCUCCUCGACAGCCUCGUCUAUCCCCAGGUCGCGAUGCAGCACUACAACACCAAGUGGUCCGGCGUCUCGCGCCAGCAGAUGAACGACGCCCGCGCAAAGGGAAAGUGCAUCACUGGCGGCCUGGACGCCGUCCGCGCCGCCGUCUGGCGCUGGGUCGGCCCGGACACCGUCGUUGUCGGCCACGCCGUCCACAACGACCUCGCCUCGCUGCGCUGGAUCCACCCCCUCGUCGUCGACUCCCUGCUCCUCGCCACCGCCGCCCGCGCCGAGCGGGAGAAGCGCGAGCAGGAGGAGGAAGAGGCCCGUAAUGAGGCUGCUGCUGCCGCCGCCGCCUGCAAGGGUGGUGUUGACGAGGACCUCAUUUCCUUCGCUAGGCUUGACAUCGCCUCUCGAGAGGAUCGGGAAAAGACCUCGGCCCAGGACGUCGCCAAGGAGAAGAUCAAGGGCAAGCGUAAGCCCGGUGGUCUCUCCCUCAAGGCGCUGACGGCCGAAAUGUUCGACCGCCAGAUCCAAAAGGGCAGGACGGGCCACGACAGCCUGGAGGAUGCCUUGGCCGCCAGAGACAUCGUGCAUUGGUUUGUCAUGCAGAGGUCCGCCGAAAUGCAGUCACAGGACCAGGGGGUUCCCGUCGCCCCAGGCUUCUGGUGA
Molecule: messenger RNA, 1356 nt
Organism: Colletotrichum higginsianum IMI 349063
Lineage: Eukaryota; Fungi; Ascomycota; Sordariomycetes; Glomerellales; Glomerellaceae
Product: RNA exonuclease
Exons: 3
Coding region: 1-1356 (451 amino acids)
Biological process (GO): ribosomal large subunit assembly; rRNA processing
Cellular component (GO): nucleus
Molecular function (GO): nucleic acid binding; exonuclease activity
Source: RefSeq, a predicted model, not a curated record